Molecule: messenger RNA, 7977 nt
Organism: Ailuropoda melanoleuca (giant panda)
Lineage: Eukaryota; Metazoa; Chordata; Mammalia; Carnivora; Ursidae
Gene: HS6ST3
Product: heparan sulfate 6-O-sulfotransferase 3
Exons: 2
Coding region: 159-1571 (470 amino acids)
Cellular component (GO): membrane
Molecular function (GO): heparan sulfate 6-sulfotransferase activity
Source: RefSeq, a predicted model, not a curated record
AGUGCCGCGGGGCCGCCAGCCAGCCGCACGCCUCGGCGUCAGGGGCAUGGAGGAGCGGCGGGCUCGGAGCCGCGCCCCGGAGUCCCCGAAACUUCCGAGCGGGCGCCAGUCCGCGCCGCUGCCGCCGCCGCUUCGCCUGCCGGCCUGAGAGCGGGACCAUGGAUGAAAGGUUCAACAAGUGGCUGCUGACGCCGGUGCUCACUCUCCUCUUCGUGGUCAUCAUGUACCAGUACGUGUCCCCCUCCUGCACCAGCUCCUGCGCCAACUUCGGGGAGCAGCCCCGCGCGGGAGAGGCCGGCCAGCCCGCCGCCCCGAGUCCCGCCCGACGGGCACAGGCGCCGCCCGAGGAGUGGGAGCGGCGGCCCCAGUUGCCCCCGCCACCCCGAGGGCCGCCUGAGGGGCCUCAGGGGGCCGUGGCGCCAGAGGACGAGGACGAGGAGCUCGGGGAGCCGGAGGAGGAAGAAGAGGAGGAGGAAGAGGAGCCGGACCCCGAGGCCCCCGAGAAUGGCUCCCUGCCCCGGUUCGUGCCGCGCUUUAACUUCACCCUGAAGGACCUGACCCGCUUCGUGGAUUUCAAUAUCAAAGGGCGCGACGUGAUCGUGUUCCUGCACAUCCAGAAGACCGGGGGCACCACGUUCGGCCGGCACCUGGUGAAGAACAUCCGGCUGGAGCAGCCGUGUAGCUGCAAAGCGGGUCAGAAGAAGUGCACCUGCCACCGGCCGGGCAAGAAGGAGACGUGGCUUUUCUCCCGCUUCUCCACAGGCUGGAGCUGCGGGCUGCACGCCGACUGGACGGAGCUCACCAACUGCGUGCCGGCCAUCAUGGAGAAGAAGGACUGUCCCCGCAAUCACAGCCACACCAGGAAUUUCUAUUACAUCACCAUGUUACGGGACCCGGUGUCACGCUACCUGAGCGAAUGGAAACAUGUCCAGAGAGGGGCCACGUGGAAAACCUCCCUCCACAUGUGUGAUGGGAGAAGCCCCACCCCCGAUGAGCUGCCCACCUGCUACCCCGGGGACGACUGGUCUGGGGUCAGCUUGCGGGAGUUCAUGGACUGCACGUACAACCUGGCCAACAACCGCCAGGUGCGCAUGUUGGCCGACCUCAGCCUGGUGGGCUGCUACAACUUGACUUUCAUGAAUGAGAGCGAGAGGAACACCAUCCUGCUGCAGAGCGCGAAGAACAACCUGAAGAACAUGGCCUUCUUCGGGCUCACGGAAUUCCAGAGGAAGACACAGUUUCUGUUCGAGAGGACAUUCAACCUCAAGUUUAUCUCCCCCUUCACGCAGUUCAACAUCACACGGGCUUCCAACGUGGACAUCAACGAGGGCGCCCGCCAGCGCAUCGAGGAGCUCAACUUCCUGGACAUGCAGCUUUACGAGUACGCAAAAGAUCUCUUCCAGCAGCGCUACCACCACACUAAGCAGCUAGAGCACCAGAGGGACCGGCAAAAGAGGCGGGAGGAGCGCAGGCUGCAGCGGGAGCAUAGGGGCCACCGGUGGCCCAAAGAGGAUGGGAACACAGAGGGGGCAGUCACUGAGGACUACAACAGCCAGGUGGUGAGAUGGUGACCCCCUGCCCUCUCCUUCCUCAGGAGGGGGAGGACGAGCAGGCGCACUGACCUCCUGUGUCGCUGGUUACCGUGGAGGCUGAUGGGCCGUUCUGAGGACAUCUGGCUGUAUGUGGCUUGAUUCGGACACCUGCUUCCUCUUUGUCUUCAUUCUCAUCCAGCUGGAGAUGAUCUGUCUUCUUCUUUUUUGUUCCCUGACAUUUUUUGAUCCGUGAUAUUAAGUAGGGUAGGCAUGCAUCCAGCAGAGACGUCCUUAGGAGGUCAAGGAGAGAAGCACCAGAAAGGAAACGGUUCUUGAAGAUAUCCUUUGCAGCACCACGGGAACCCACAGAGACACACAUGAAAAGCCAAAUUAUGGCUUGGAUAUUCUGCUGAAACUGGUCUGUUUCACACUGUCUCUAUAAUGGAAAUAUUGGUCUGUCCAGAGAGAGAGAGAGAGAAAGAAGUCCCUCUCAGCCCUUAGAUGAGGUUUUAUGCCAACGCUCACUUAGCUGUUGGCUCUCAUCUUGAACCCUGUUUGAAUGUGGUUUAAGUCAUAAGUAGCAGUGUUUUGUUGUGGUGGUUGUUUUUAAACAAGAUUACCCUACUAUUGACCAUCACUAGAGACCCACACCCCACAAAGCCCCUGCAUCUUAGCCCGUAGCCAUGCCUCCUCCCCCAUAAAUUUAGGGAACAGCUAGUGGAAUCAGGACAGGUGUGCCUGGCCCCUGAGAAAUGAACCAUUGGUAGGGGCAUUUAGGAGAAAAUGUGCUUAUUAACUAAAGCCUGGGGAGAUCACGCUUCACCGAUUUUAUUUUCAUUCAAAAAGAACUGACUGCUAAAUUAAGCGGGGGCGGGGGGGGGGAGCAGGAUGACUCUAUGAUGUCUCACGUUUCCAAACGGGCUACAGAACUCUUAGCUCUUUUCGGGGAUAUAUUUCUGUUUUACCUCCUUGGAGCAGUUGUCUUCUUUGAUAUGGUACUGCCAAGUUUGAAAUUCUGUUAUCACAGAGGCAAAGAUGUGUAGAAAGAAUUUGGCCUGGAGAUUAGUUUAGCUGGCCCGUAUGCGAAAGAUCUUCAGGGUCACUAAACAAAUGAUAACUGAUUUAGGCCAGGAGACACGGAACUCAAUGGGCCGGUUGUCCCAGGAGUUUAGACAGACUCUCCCUCCCAACACCUUGAAUAUCUCCAGCCUGGUAACUUCUCCCCACGUGAUCUUCGCCUGUGUUUCAACUGCGGCUGUAGCUGGCAGCUCGGGCCGGGGUACAUAAAGCAGGAUGGGGAAAUGUGCCUCAUUGCCAGUUGCUUCUUACUUUCAAUUUUCCCCAGUCACGACUACAAGAACACAUCUGUUGGAGAAUCAGGGGAGAAGUAUGGAAAAGGGAAUAGAAAGGCCUCGCCUGGCAUUCAGUAGCAGGAUCAGAGUGGGUAGAAAGUUUCACAACAUUGAUCUGAUCAAUCCUUUCAAGGAGCUCAAGGCAAAAUGAGUGAAACCCCUAAAUCAGAUUGAAAAGCCUAUUUCAUUGAUAUCUAGCAUGUUUGAUGUUUAAGCCAGCUUUACAUAAGCCACAUCGUAGCCUCCAGAAUACUCUCACUGGGGUUGAGAGUCAAUCAACCCACAAGCAUUCAUGGAGUGCCUGCCAGCUCAGAGGGGAGCCCAGUGUCUCCAUCAGAGAGAGAUUUAGAGAAGCGGCUUUGAUUCUUUUCUCACUACCUUGGCUUCAUCUGUCAUGUGAGGGAAGACAUUCUAGGGGACCUCCCUUGGGUCACUUACUGUGGGAGGCCCUACUCAUACCUUAAAUCUAUUCACAGCAAGGUAGAUGUUAUUAGGCCCAAUUAGUAGAUAAGAAAAGUGAAACUCACAGACAAUAGGGAGCUUAUGCUAGGAUCAUAUGCUGGAUCAUAUGCUAGGUCUGGCCGACUGCGGAGUACAAGCUCUUUGGACUCCAUCAUGUUUUCCAUGUGGGACAAAAGCUUCCUGCCAAUCAUGAAAGAAGCCAGCUAUUAGAGCCUGGAAGGAUUUGCCGCUAACCCCUGCGCGUGGCCCAAAGGUGAUGGCCCCGAGCCGGCAGUGACCCAGAGCCAUGAUGCCUUGGGCGAGUCCAGCCCUCUCCACCUCCCUGACCCACCAACAAGCUGAGAGAUUGAUGAUUUUUUAGGCACUUGUACUUUUUGUGACCUGUAUGUUAAGGGGACCAAGUCAAUAUUGCGUGUUUAGUUGGUAGAAAUUAGACUCACAAAAAUAUUAGCGUUUCCCUUACUGCUGAUUUGUUCAUGAAGUUGAGAGGGAAGAGGAUUACAGCUACAAUUAAUGAGCAGCUCUCUCGCUCUCUCUUUGCAUUUCGAUGUUAAGAUCUCAUGUUCUGCCUAGAAUGGCAGGGCUGCAAAUUAUCCUUCAGCCUGCCACUGUGACACACACACACACAUGCACACACACAAUAACAAUCCAGUGUGUUGUCAUGUGGAAAAUCAAAACAAGUUAGAAAGCAUUCGGAUUGUUUCUUUUCAACUCACUUUAAAUUUUUUGGCAGGGAAUUCAUGCAUAGCUGAGACUUGGAGGCAGGCUCUCCUAACUUCACACUAUUCCUUAGGCACCUCGGGAUUUAUACCAAAGUCUUUCCUUGGCCUGCCGCUGAAGGCGUGAUGUAUGGAGCUCCACUUGAGACCAGAUAUCGGGAUGUUCAGAGGAGAAACCAUCUCUUUGUGUUGGCCCGAGGCCAGUGCUGAGCAAAUUAAAAAGACCGACACGGGCUUCCUCCCUCAUAUCAUUUCAUUCGAAAGCAGCACGCUUGUCAUAUCCCUGGGGUCCUAUGUUGAUAGAAAUGAAGAGGUAGGGACACAGUUUGUUCUUCAAAAAUUGACUGCACACCUACAUGCUGAGUGAUGCUCAGAGAAGAGAUGCCAACAGAAGACAUCUGGGCCUUGGGAUCCAUGGGGACUCGGCAGCUUUCAGAUCCAAAACCCAAUCAAUUCCAGAUACAUUGGUGUUAAAAGCCCAAGAGGAGGAGGAAAAAUUUCCCCAGGGACUUCCACAUCCCACUGACUCCUACAACUCCCAGAUAGACAUUCCUUCCCUUCUCUUGACAGGGGCAGCCCCAGAUUGGGUUGGGGUGACCUUGUGUUCAUAUUUAUGUGUGUGUUUUAAUUAUCAUCACAGACUGAGGUACAUACUAUCUCUUUUGUCUCCUUCUAACUUUUUGGCAGCCUACUCUUGGUAACCAGAGAAAACCUGCCCCAAGAAUUCUUUGGAUACUCUUUCUAAUAACUAAAAACAUUAGCAGUCAGUGUUGGGCAGCAGCUAAGGAUAUGAUGUGUGCUAUGUGUUUCUUAUCAUCUCAAGGAGAUAACUUUUUCAUAGUUUAAUCAAGGGUUUGAAAUAUGAGGACUUGUUCAAAAGUCUGAGUAGAGAUAGUAUUUAUAUGGGGAAGAAAGUCUACCAGAGGGAGACCUGGCAAGGAGAUGAGCAUAGAUCAUUAAAAAACAAACAUUAAAUCCAUAGGAUAGGAUUCCCAUUUGGCCACUUUAAGGGAGAAACUCAAAAACAUAGUGACUUCAAUGAGAUCAAAGCCAUUGUCCUCUCACUUAAAAGGCAAACUGGUUGGAUAGCGCUGGUGAGUGAAGUUAAAGAGUUAAAGAAGCCCAGGCCCCCUCCUGUUGCUCUUUCAUAGUAACAUGUGCCUUCCAUCCUCAUGGUCCAUAGUGACUGCUGAGGCUCCUGCCAUCUCAUUUGUAUUUCAGCAGAGAGGACGUGGAAAAAAGUUGCAGAUAUCACUUCCACUCACAUCUCAUGGGCUAGAACCUAGUCAUUAGCUACAAGUAAAUGCAAAGGAGGCCAGGAAAUGUCUUCACUAUGGGUUGCCAUGUGCCUUGAUAAAUGGGGGGGAGGGUUCUAUUAUUAAAUAAAGAAUGUGAAAAUGAAUACUGAUAAAACUAUCAGUCUCUGACACAAAAGGGAAUUGAAAAAUAUUUCAAGUCUUUUUCACAGUUAUCUAUUUCGUCAUACGUUUUGCAAAGGAGAAGAUUAAAAUUCAUAACUUUGUAUAGUACUUAAUUCUUUCAAAACAUUUGUACAUUUAGUAUCCCAUUUGAUCUUCUCUACUUUCUCGUAUGUUAGAUACAUAGGACCUCUAUUCAUUAUCCCAUCUGGUAGUUUCCAAUGGAGAUUCAGGGAUGUUAAAAGAUUUCUCAAUUCAAGUUUAUCAACAAGAAAGUUGCUGAGAGCCCCAGUCUUGACUUCAUAGCCUUCCCUAUGACUUUAUGCUGCCCAGCAACAGUAUCAGGAUUGGGAAUUGCAAGAAUAUGAAAUCUAAGUCUUUAUUGAUUUAUGUCUUUCCUUACCUUCUUGUAGAACAGCAGUGACUUAGAAGAUGCCAAGGAGACUGGUAGAGUUGGCUCACAAGCCCUACCUCCAGGGAGGAAUCAUCUCAUUAGGAGUGAAACGUCCAAGAGACGGGCAGGGUUUCAGGGGAGACUGAGAAGCACAGACAUUCAAACUCCUCAUGCUGGCUUUCACCCCAGCCAAUCCCAAACCGAUUCAAGAUGAAGGCUGAGGGAGUGUGCUCACAACUCCUUAGGGAAGCUCAGUGUCAGAAAUAUCUCGAAUCAGUCACAGCCUGAAUAGUGAGGUGUAAGGGAUGAUCAGUAGAACCCCUGCUCAAAAAAAAAAAAAAAAAAAAAAAAAAAAUCUCCCUUCCUCCCUACUUCUUCCCCAGGUCUCUGGAAUUUUAUCAGCAACUUGCUGCUUUGGUUCUUAAAGGUUUUAUUUGGUGUUAAAUGAGUCCCUUGGCACCCUGCACAUUUGCCGGAGAGGGGAAACACAGCAGUUGCUGUCAUAAGCUAACAUCUUCACACAGAGUUUAUCGGAUUCCUCUCCAACCAUGACCUCUAGCUGAGAAGAAAGUCCUGUAUAAUGGGAUCGUGCAGGGGCGGGGGUUAGGGAGAGUUGGGGUAAUUAGAGAGGAAAGUAGGGCUCCUAAAAGGGAAGCAGGUCUUUCAAAGGUGGAAAGAUGAGGAGUUAAAUAGGUGCCAGGAAAUACUGAAAGACAGAAAAAAUGCCGUACGUUUUCCGUCCUCAAGAGCAAGGGCAGACUGGAGACAUGUGGACUGUAAUUCUUUGGGCCGUUUCAAAGAACUGACAAGGGCACGAGGCUCAUGAAACAGGACCAGGGCAUUGGCAGCGUUUUAGGGACUGAAGUAAAGGCUGAAUGAGUUAGCUGGGGCGGACCCAAGGGAAAGCUGGAGCGGACUGAGGCAAAGGAUACCCUAGUCUGAUCAUGGCUCUGUCUUCAGGCUUUCCUUUCCCGUAAUCAGUGUGCCUCCACUGGUCAUCAGAACUCCAGCUGAACGUCUCGCAGCUGGGUCACCGGGGCGGGGGGAGUCUGAGGACUCCUCCCAGCCGGGGCCCCUCUGGGGAGCAUACAAGGCUUCCUUCUCCAAGUCCCCUCCCUUCGCCCCCUCCUCCAUUCUCUACGGGACAGAAUCCUGCUACGCUGUCACCACGUGCACCUGGACACAUCCGAACUGAUUCCCUACAACUUGGAAUGAGCCCCUCUGGGCAAGUGGGCGCGUUCUGAGACCUGUGUGUUUUGUAGCCUCCUGGAUGGAAGCCCAUGGACCCAUCGGCACCGCACAUGGACGGAACCAACCUGCCUUGCGGAAGGCUGAGAUUUCUGGAGGACACCAGCAACAUCUGCAAGACAAAAGCCCUGGGACUUCCAGGCAGGGGCUGGAGGUAACCUAACAACUCCGGAUCUGAAAACGCCAAAGCAUGGGUGUUUCUUAAGCCUGUGUUCUAAGCUGUCUAUGGAAAAGACUGCAACUGACUGUCAUCCUUCGACGCAGGAAGUCGAGCCUCUGCGCGUUACAUGUUCUGCUGCUCUGUGGGAACUCAUCAAAGGGCCAGAUGUCAGCGCUGAAAAACCUCAGUUCUUGCCGGGGAAAACCGUGUUCGAAGGAAGCAGUUUGUGUGAUUUACUUAUCGCCUUUUUUUGCCUCCCACCAACCUCUUACUUUUUUAAUUUCUUAUGUUUUUAAUCAUAUGGCUGUCUUUUCUUUCCUUUCCUUCUUUUGUGUGUGUGCGUGUGUGUGUGUGUUUGUCCCCCUGGAAGAACUUUCUGGGCUUCAUUUGCAUUAUUUUUCAUUUAAUGUAUCAAAGAUGAAACAUGUUGGAAAGAAAAAUCUAGACUUUUAUCUGGUGCCCCAUUUUAGAUGUAAAGAUAGUUAUUCAAUAGAUAGUAAGUUAUUUCACCUAAGAGAUAUUUCCUUUUGUUUCUGUGCAAUAAUAUGUAUGAACUCGGGUACUAGGAGAUUGUAUUGUGACAUUAUCAACCCUUAUUGCUAUUUAAAAAACGAUAGUUUGUAGAACUGAGGAUCUCCAUUGAUGUGAAGCACAAUUUAAUGAAUAAGUUAACAUAUUAAACUGUUGUGAUG